Messenger RNA from Sitophilus oryzae (rice weevil), 2001 nucleotides. Its product is annotated as zinc finger protein 492-like. NCBI's taxonomy places the organism in Eukaryota, Metazoa, Arthropoda, Insecta, Coleoptera, Curculionidae. Gene Ontology annotation, molecular function: RNA polymerase II transcription regulatory region sequence-specific DNA binding; DNA-binding transcription factor activity, RNA polymerase II-specific. The record is from RefSeq and is a predicted model, not a curated record. The transcript has 10 exons. Bases 75 to 1904 code for a protein of 609 amino acids. Gene Ontology annotation, cellular component: nucleus. Gene Ontology annotation, biological process: regulation of transcription by RNA polymerase II.
AGUUAGUAACCUCACUUUUCUGUUUAUGUUUUUAAUUUUAGAAGCGAUUUUAAAACAUUUCUUUUUCCACCACAAUGGAUACCGAAGAUUCAUAUUUAAAGUAUUUAAAUGAUUCCGAAACACAGAACGCAUUCUUAUUGGAAACGAGCGAAGUGGCUAUGUUUUCAGAAGAACCUAUAUUUACGGAAAUAGAUACUGCUGACUGGCCUCCAGAUAGUUUUCCUUUAUUACUUACUAAUCCACUAAUUACUGAAAAUGUUGAAGAAGAUCAGGUAAGUGGUUCAGAUGAUACCAAUGGCAGAACACAAGAAGAUGAAGGUAAUCAUAAUUUGGACGCUACACUGUGCAAUACCGAAGUUGAACAGCAAAAUUACAAUACUGAAGAACUUAUUUUUGCCGAAAAAGAAGAUAUAGAAUGUGAAACUGAAAUAGUACAACUGGAUAAAUGUGAUAAAACAUUAUUAACAUCAAAUAAAUCUGUUUUAAAGUCAGCAAACAAACAGCACACAGUAAAAAACGUUAACGAUCUGUUCUCAACUGUAAUAGCGAAUAAAUGUAAGAUUUGUUCCUACCUAUGUGAAAAUUUAGAACAAAUUAAGGCUCAUAUAGCCGAAAAGCAUUUAGCAAUAUUCAAUGGAAAUGGUAUAUCAGUAUUAGCACAAAAUCAGCAGAAAAAUAAUGGUGUUAGUGAAAUACGGAAAGAAUAUACCGUUUAUGUUUGUAGUGUUUGUCAUGAUGUGUGUACGAAUAAAGAUGAUUUACGACAGCAUAUGAUUCAGACCCAUAAAUUAAUUACAGAACCAGAAAAAGAGCAAUUACCAGAGAAGGAAGAAAAUAAGUCUCCUAGUGUAAUAUAUAGAAAAUCAUCUGUUUUAGGUGAUCUUACAGUAAAUAUGAUGAAAAGACAGGAAAGAUCACUGCAAAAGAUUAAAUGUUCAGUUAAAGGUUGCAACGCGGGAUUUCCUACUGAAGAAGUACGUAAAAAACAUGAAGCUUUACAUUGUAAUGGAAGCAAGUCGACGUUUAAAUGUUCUGAAUGCGAUCAGAAGUUUAAAAUGUGGAGAAUAGCCAGGAAUCAUAUGUACCAAGAACACAAACUCGAUUUUGGCAUGGUUAGUUGUCCUAUGUGUAAUACAAUGAAAAGUUACAGCACUGUUAACAUUCUAAAGCAUAUGGUUAUCCAUUCAGAUGAAAAACCAUUUCUUUGUAGUGAAUGCGGGAAAGCUUUCAAACAAUGGAAUCAGUUAAAAAAUCAUGAAGUUAUUCAUAAAGUGCCUGAAGAGUUACCUUCUUGGUGUAAAGUCAAGAAAUGUGAUACGUGCCAGCGAUUCUUCGCCAACAUGAAAUGUUUAAAAACUCACAUCAAAUCGGUGCAUGAGAAUUUUAAGCCUUUUAUAUGCAACAUUUGCGGACAUAAGACAACUCGAAAAUAUAUGUUAGAACUCCAUUUGAGGCAACAUACUGGCGCAAAACCACACCAGUGCGAUUUUUGUCCCUACAAAACCGGAGAUUACAAUUGUUUGCGGAAGCACGCAUUGAAGCACGUCGGCGGAUAUCGGUAUAAAUGUCCUCAUUGUCCUUAUACGUGUAUUCAGUCUGGUUCAUUUAAGUACCAUCUUACGAAUAAGCAUAAAGGAAAAGGGGGAACGCUUAGUUGUACUUACUGUUCCUACACAACGAUUAACCCGACGUUUUUGGAGGCGCACGAAAAGAAGCAUUCAGAAGUUAAUGGUUCAAGCGGUACAGAGGUAUUAAUUGAUGACAAACAAACCAAUCACGAAACUGAUUUACAGGCUGACGAGGAAACACAGAACUGCUUCCUAAAUACCGAGCAUAUUGAAGAAACUGUGGAUAACGGAGGUAUAACGAUACCAGCGGGUUUGGAGACUUCAAUGAACUCUUGAACUAUUAUUUGUUCUAGUCUUAGAUUAAAAUGAUUUAAUGAGACUGAUGUUAUUUAGAUAAAAAGUUUUAUUUUGUUUUUCAAUAUACAUACAUUUU